Symbiodinium pilosum is the source of this 300-nucleotide messenger RNA. The record is from the annotation of a GenBank genome assembly. NCBI's taxonomy places the organism in Eukaryota, Dinophyceae, Suessiales, Symbiodiniaceae.
AUGUCUAUCUUGAUGCUUGGCGAGAGCUCUGUCCUGGAUGGCAACAUCGACAGGGGCCGCGAGUACACGAAGGAAGCUUCCGAGCUUUUCAGCAGCAUCAACGACAUGGAGGGGGUGGACAAGGCGCAGAAGACGCUUGAGCAAAUCGAUGAGAUCGCUGCUUCCCAGGGAGCUCAUGUGCCGACGGCAACAAAGACACCGUCUCAGGAGGCUAGUGGGCCCUCGGUGGUUGUGGCGGCCAAGGAGCCGCGGAUGUCGGUGGAAAAGGCCCGAUCAUUGGCGCUCAACGUCGCUGCGGAG